Pipistrellus nathusii (Nathusius's pipistrelle) is the source of this 540-nucleotide messenger RNA. NCBI's taxonomy places the organism in Eukaryota, Metazoa, Chordata, Mammalia, Chiroptera, Vespertilionidae. The record is from the annotation of a GenBank genome assembly.
AUGGCGGCGCCGGGGCCCUGCGCGGGCGGCCCCUGCUGCCUCCGCCCCGGCGCGCGGCAGACGCUGGACGAGAUGGAUUUUGAGAGGGGAAUCUGGUCAGCAGCCCUGAACGGAGACCUGGGCCGAGUGAAGGAUUUAAUCCAGAAGGCAGUGGACCCCAGUCAGCCGGACCUGGCCGGCUACACCGCUCUGCACUACGCCAGCCGCAACGGACACUACGCAGUCUGCCAGUUCCUGCUGGAAAGUGGGGCCAAGUGCGACGCCCAGACACGCGGGGGGGCCACCGCUCUGCACCGGGCCAGCUACUGUGGGCACACGGAGAUUGCACGGCUUCUGCUCUCCCACGGGUCCAAUCCCAGGCUGGUGGAUGAUGAUGGCAUGACCAGUCUGCAUAAGGCUGCUGAGAAGGGUCACGUGGAUAUCUGCUCCCUUCUGUUGCAACACAGCCCAGCCCUGAAGGCUGUCCGGGAUCGGAAGGCACGACUAGCAUGUGACCUGCUGCCCCGCAACAGUGACCUGCGGGACCUGCUGGCCAGUUGA